AAAUAAAAAAUCCGGAUAUAUUGCUGCAAGUCGCAUUUCCCCCCGGCAUGCUGGCCUAUCUACCUAUCCUAGAGGCUAGAGCUGGUUGACAUCAAGAAAGCGCCCUGGUCUGGCGCUGAAUAAGGAGGUGAAACAUUGCUAUACCCCUCUGCCCAAUCAUAUCCCCUGCUGCAUUCUGCUCAAUUGCAAGUUCCGCCAUGUCAGGAGCGGGUGCGAAGGGCGGCUUUGCCAAGGGUUUCCUGCUGCCAAAGGCCAAGUCCCCUCGCCCGGCAGCUUCUCAAAGCGAGGCGAAUGAAGCGUCGACACAAUUGCCGGUCAAAGACCCUCACAAACGCCUCCCGGAAGGGGAGAGUUCUAGAAGCCUGCAAGCAGAGAAUGCUGAGACAACGUCAACUAGAGAUGGUGAUAAAAGUGCGCAAGUGCUGGCGCCUCCGGAAGAGGUCAGCCCUGAGAAGCGAACGAAACGGGAAGAGGAAGGGGAGCUAAUGGAGGUGGAAAGGAGUGGCGCGGGCGACACAGAAACGCCAGAAGCGUCCACCAGUCAAGAAGCGUCAACUAGUGGCGGGCCGGAAAAAGCAGCAUUUGGCACAAGGAGGAAGCCAGUGGUCAUCAUCGUGAUUGGAAUGGCAGGCAGCGGAAAGACGACCCUGAUGCAGCGCCUCAACGCUCAACUCCACAUGCAAAAGUCGCGGGGCUACGUGGUCAAUCUCGACCCUGCAGUGACGUCACUCCCGUACAGCGCAAACAUCGACAUCCGGGACACGAUCAACUACAAGAACGUGAUGAAGGAGUACAACCUGGGGCCGAACGGAGGCAUCCUGACGUCACUCAACCUGUUCGCUACAAAAUUCGACGAGGUGGUCGCCCUCAUAGAAAAACGCGCCGACACGCUCGAUUACGUCAUCGUAGACACGCCCGGCCAGAUCGAGAUCUUCACGUGGUCCGCGUCGGGCGCGAUCGUCACGGAAGCGUUCGCCUCGACUUUCCCGACAGUCGUGGCUUACGUCAUCGACACACCACGGACGAUCUCCCCAAUAACAUUCAUGAGCAACAUGCUGUACGCGUGCGGGAUCCUGUACAAAACGCGGCUGCCCCUGCUGCUGACGUUCAAUAAAGUGGACGUCGCGCGGCACGACUUCGCUCUCGAGUGGAUGCACGACUUCGAAGCGUUCCAGGCCGCCGUCGAGUCGGACAGUUCGUACUCCGCCAAUCUGAGCCGCAGUUUGUGUCUGGUUUUGGACGAGUUCUACAACAACCUGCGGACGGUCGGCGUGUCCGCUAUCACGGGCGAAGGCAUGCCGGAGUUCUUCAAAGCCGUCGAAGAGGGGGCGGAAGAUUACAUGAGAGAAUACAGGGUCGAAAUUGAGGAGCGGAAAAAGAAGAAAGCAGCGGAAGAGGAGGAGCGGAGAGCGGCCAACCUGGCGCAGCUUCAAAAGGAUAUAGCCGAAUCGAAAGGGGAGAAGAUUGUACUCGACGCGCGGAAACAGGCGGUGCUAGAAAAGGAAGAAGUGAGCGAGGACGAUGAGGGGUAUGAGAGCGAAGACGAGGAGAUGGAUGAGGGGGAAAUUCCGUAAGCGGAACGGUCGAGAUCAGCGUCAAAAGCCCUAGAAACGUGCUUUUAUAGGUGAACAAAAUCUCGUAAUCUUGUCAAAAAUGUGGGAUCGAAUGGGCGCAUAGUACCAAAAACUUUAGUACACUUGCGGGCCCGUAGUAUUAGUCCGGAGUCACGGAAGAUCGGGGUUUAGUCCUGCGCGAUGGACUUACAAAUGAGAAGGUCGACACGGAGCUGCAAUACCGGACAUUCAUGCAAUGAAGUCCAGCUUGAGGCGGACCAGUUAGGCGCCCGGCCACGAAUCUAGUUAGAGACGACUCAUAUAUCUAGCUAGGUUCCGUCAAGCAUUGAAUCUACAAACGAGCGUCAAUAAAUACCUCAUGCAAUACCAUGCCAAGUAUGAUCAAUUAUGCAGUUUAAGUUCAAG
This is a messenger RNA of Klebsormidium nitens, 1979 nucleotides long. The record is from the annotation of a GenBank genome assembly. Lineage: Eukaryota; Viridiplantae; Streptophyta; Klebsormidiophyceae; Klebsormidiales; Klebsormidiaceae.